AUGUGCAUACACCACCCCCUCAGCUCCGUUAAUACUUUCAUUUCUGCCAUAUUCUGCUUAUUAAAAGAAAAAAAAAAAAAAGGAGGAAAGGGGAUUAGAAAAAAAAAGACUUUUGUUUCCAGUAUCUUUUUUUCUCCAGAAGAGCUUCACAUUAUCUAUAGUUUACAAUACAGGCAGGCCAUGCUUUGCACUAGUUCUGACAGGCAUGAAUUUCAGUCACAGUGGUUUAGUUACAUAUUUUCCAAAAAAAGAAAUGGUUUGGAUUUCAGUUUCCAUGGUGUAUUAAUGAGUAAUUGCAUAAAGUAUAAAUUUUGCUGCUAG
Messenger RNA from Rangifer tarandus platyrhynchus (Svalbard reindeer), 321 nucleotides. The record is from the annotation of a GenBank genome assembly. Lineage: Eukaryota; Metazoa; Chordata; Mammalia; Artiodactyla; Cervidae.